Messenger RNA from Phytophthora sojae, 1251 nucleotides. RefSeq lists its product as hypothetical. The transcript is spliced from 2 exons. The record is from RefSeq and is a predicted model, not a curated record. Bases 1 to 1251 code for a protein of 416 amino acids. NCBI's taxonomy places the organism in Eukaryota, Oomycota, Peronosporomycetes, Peronosporales, Peronosporaceae.
AUGACUGACUUCUGGACCUGCACCGUGGUCCACAAGAAAUACCUCGGUGUUCGCGUGUAUUUCGUCGACGCCAAUUGGGAAUUUCGCUCGCUGUUGCUCGGCGUGCGUCGAUUCUCACCGAGUUAUGUCGAUCGUGAAGGGGGUAUCCAGGGUCCGUACAAAGCGUGGGUACUCCAGUUGCUAGGCGAUUUUGGUCUGAGCACGAGUGAUUUUUUUGGAUCUACGAGCGAUGCUGGUCCGGAUGUGAAACAUUUGCUGACAAACAACCUACAGUUGAAGUGGGAGUGGUGUAUGGCUCACAUGGCGCACGCCGCCACCAAGGAGGCUUGUGGGAUGAAUGGUGAUACGGAUCGCUCACGUAACCCGGGUAUGACCAAGCUCAUCGCCGACAUCAAGAAAACGAUCUCUGAUGUGCAGUCGAUUGAGAAGACUGGUGAUUUAUUUCCUGCGCUUUGCACGACGCAAACUAGUACAUCAACUAUCCAGCUGCUAAGUUAUACGGCCAACCGUUUUCUUAGCGUCGCAAGUGCUAUUCGCCGAACCCCACCACAAUUUCUGCUCAGAAAUCGCCGCCUCGAUCUCGAGCAGAUUUUGUCGCUGCUAGAACCAAUCACGAGUUUGAAAAGACUUUGCCAGGCGGAAAAACCAAACCAAGUCGAAGUGUUGAUGGAGCUGUAUCGGAUUCGGCUGGACACUCUGAACUUGGACGAGCCGUUGGAAGACUACCGUUCGGAGCGAGAAUCCCCCAGAUGGAUUGAAGUUGGCUCUUUGACUGAGUUAGCUGGGCUAACCAGGCGUUUACUGCGAGAUGCCUUUGACACGCGUUUCUUCUGCCGAUACACGUCCGAUGAUUACCUCGAUGACGGCGAUUUCGUGUUCGAAAUGCAGCAAAGGCUGCAUCCAGAAUACAAAAAUCCUGAAAAAUCACUUAACACUAUCAUCAGGCGCUUGUACGAGGAGAAGAAAUCAUCGGGUGAUGUCAUUCAAAUUUAUAUUAAUCGCGUAAACGAGAACAUCAAUACGAGAGUUCGCGGGUUAUUGGAGCAGGUAUCUGAUCCUGUCGAGGAUACCCUACCGUAUGAAGUUUCUCCUGCCGCAGAUGAGGACGACCGACCUUUUAGCAGGAUUCGAGAGCGGUUUGGGACUCAAAGGCGUAACAUGUACCGCUUAUUCGACAUGAUCGCGUUGGACAAGAACUUCGUCGGUGGGAAGUGGAUCCGGUUUCGAUGGGCGCUAACGAGAAUGUACUAG